Messenger RNA from Andrographis paniculata, 1077 nucleotides. RefSeq lists its product as uncharacterized. The record is from RefSeq and is a predicted model, not a curated record. Gene Ontology annotation, biological process: protein neddylation; positive regulation of ubiquitin-protein transferase activity. Gene Ontology annotation, cellular component: ubiquitin ligase complex. The transcript is spliced from 9 exons. Bases 191 to 883 code for a protein of 230 amino acids. NCBI's taxonomy places the organism in Eukaryota, Viridiplantae, Streptophyta, Magnoliopsida, Lamiales, Acanthaceae. Gene Ontology annotation, molecular function: cullin family protein binding; ubiquitin-like protein binding; ubiquitin conjugating enzyme binding.
GAUCCGCUUAGGAAAUCGCGCACCGUCUCUGCUCUGGAGGUUUCUUCCUUCGGAAGGGCAGAUUCCGCUCCUCCUCGCUAAAGCCCCUCUAUUCUCUUUUCUUUCUUUUUCUUCGUUGAAAGGAAGGACAGAGAAGAGAAGGGCGUUUCUGAAUUUAAAAUAAAAUCAAUCGGAAUUGCUGAACUGAAACAUGCCUCGCGCUUCAUCCAGGAAAGGCGCCGCGAAUGCGGCUGCAUCGUGCAAUUCAUCGGCUGUGGAUCUCUUCCGUGCAGCUUCGGGUAGAUCGGCUUCCAAAGAGCUGGAGAGGAUUGAUCAACUCUUUUAUGCAUAUUAUAACAACUCCUCGGGUAUGAUUGAACCAGAAGGAAUAGAGAAUUUCUGCUCAGAUUUGGGAGUCAAUCAUACAGAUGUGCGGAUAUUAAUGCUCGCAUGGAAAAUGCAAGCAGGGAAACAAGGAUUCUUCACCCUGGAUGAGUGGCGAAGAGGUCUUAAAGCGCUGAAAGCCGACACAAUGCCUAAACUGAAGAAGGCACUUCCACACCUUGAGAGAGAGGUCAGAGGGCCAUCGAAUUUUGCGGAUUUCUAUGCCUAUGCAUUCAAAUAUUGCUUGACAGAGGAAAAGCAGAAAACAGUAGAUAUCGAAACAAUUUGUGUAUUGCUGGAUCUUGUUCUUAAAUCAGAAUAUCGGCCUCAAGUUGAUGCACUUGUUGAGUAUCUGCAGGUACAAACUGAUUACAAGGUCAUUAACAUGGAUCAGUGGUUGGGGUUCCGCCGGUUCUGCAAUGAGAUUAGCUUCCUGGAUCUCCAAAAUUAUGAUCCAGAACUUGCAUGGCCGGUGAUCCUGGACAAUUUUGUCGAAUGGUUAAGAUGCAAGCGCGGUUGAGCCCGCCGGCUCUCGCCGGAUCACUAGUUGAUGUUGUUCGUUCCAGCACAUACAUCAGUUCAGUGUCCUGUGUUUUUUAGAGCAUCCUGUCGUCCAACUCCUACAAUACUGAGGAGAUUGUUUACUAGUAUAAAUCGUGUUCGGGACUUGUAUAAUUAUGAUGUCUGGAAAGUUAAAAGCGUUUUUGAUGCUUU